Molecule: messenger RNA, 1913 nt
Organism: Ananas comosus (pineapple)
Lineage: Eukaryota; Viridiplantae; Streptophyta; Magnoliopsida; Poales; Bromeliaceae
Product: probable protein S-acyltransferase 7
Exons: 5
Coding region: 227-1570 (447 amino acids)
Biological process (GO): peptidyl-L-cysteine S-palmitoylation; protein targeting to membrane
Cellular component (GO): Golgi apparatus; endoplasmic reticulum
Molecular function (GO): protein-cysteine S-palmitoyltransferase activity
Source: RefSeq, a predicted model, not a curated record
CUCUCUCUCUUUCCGGCGAUCGGAGGCGGCGGCGGAGGAGGAGGAGAAUCUCCGGUGGGCGGCGGAGGCGGCGAGGAGCGGUGGUGGCGAUGUAGCAGUGGGAGAGGAGUGGGAGCUGUUGGAGGGGGGUGAUCUCGUCUCCACCUGUGAGGAGGGCGGGCUCGGCGGAUCUAGGGUUCCGGUGAGCGGCGGCGGCGGCGGAGUAGGGUCUUGUGGGCGAGGCGCGAUGUACGUGGCCCCUCCCCCCCGGGGCUCCGAUCCGGCCUCGGAGGGCGCCGCGGAUGGCGAGGCGCCUAGGGUUUACGAGGUCUGGAAGGGUAGCAAUGUAUUUUUCCUUCAGGGAAGGUUUAUAUUUGGACCUGAUGUGAGAUCAUUGUUUCUCACCAUCUUCAUGAUUGUUGCGCCAGUUUUGGUUUUCUGUGUCUUUGUUGCCAGAAAACUGAUGGAUGAUUUUUCCCAUCAUCUGGGUAUAUCCAUAAUGGUGGUAGUAGUUGCAUUUACAGUAUAUGAUUUGACUCUUCUUCUUCUCACCUCUGGGAGAGAUCCGGGCAUCAUACCACGCAAUUUACAUCCUCCAGAACCCGAAGUCUACGAGGGAAGCUCAGAAGUUGGAGGUAUUCAGACCCCACAGCUGCGUUUGCCUCGAAUGAGGGACGUCACUGUCAAUGGGAUCACCGUGAAGAUCAAGUACUGCGACACCUGCAUGCUUUAUCGGCCGCCUCGCUGCUCCCACUGCUCCAUCUGCAAUAACUGUGUCGAACGUUUUGAUCAUCACUGCCCAUGGGUUGGGCAAUGCAUAGGACUUCGGAAUUACCGAUUCUUCUAUAUGUUCGUAUUCUCGACGACACUCCUUUGCAUCUAUGUAUUUGCAUUCUGCUGGGUAUACAUUGUUAGGAUUAAAGAUGCUGAGCAGACAUCAAUCUGGCGAGCAAUGUCGAAGACUCCUGCUUCCAUAGUAUUGAUAAUUUACACUUUCAUCUCGGUGUGGUUUGUGGGGGGUUUAUCUGUCUUCCAUUUCUAUCUCAUGGCCACAAACCAGACGACUUAUGAGAAUUUCCGAUACCGUUACGACCGACGUGCCAAUCCUUACAAUAGAGGAGUCGUGGGGAACUUCAUGGAGAUCUUCUUUACGCGCAUCUCUCCCUCCAAGAACAAAUUCCGGGAUACAGUUCCACGGGAACAGGGAUUAUUAAAUCCGCGCUUGACUGGCGGCGGUUUCAUGAGUCCUAAUAUGGGUAGAGGUGUAGGGGACAUCGAAAUGGGCCGAAAGCCUGUUACAUGGGAUGAACCAAGAACAGCAGCCGACAUUGGCGAUUUAGAAGCUGGAUUGGGCAGCUUUCUUGAUGAGAAGGAUCGUGGCGCAAAUUGCGGGGUAAGCGAUGCAUCCCCUGAUUUAACGAGAGAGGCCCUUCAAUCCGAGGCCUUUGAAAAUCGCGCCGAAGUGCACGCGAGGCGUUCAAGCUGGGGCCGAAGGAGCGGGAGUUGGGAAGUAGGUCGUGAAGUAGCCCAGGAGUCAAAUCAGGUAGACGACGAAAGUGGUAGCGGUGGUGCGACUGAAGGGCAUCGGUGAAGUAACUCAAUUAGGGUUUCUUGUAUGUUCUUCAGUCUCCCCUGUGUGCAACUGGGGAGAUUCCAGUAAUUGUAUCACUAGAAAUUUCCAACCGACUUGUCGGUUUUCCUUUUCUCUAAGUUUGCUGCUUUCUACGGCAAUGUGGUGGCUGUUUCUAGAGUGGUUUUAGUUUGUGCUUCGGUGGAUUUGGUUUUAUGUGCUCUUUAACUUUGGUUUGGUUUGGUGGUUGUGUAUAUAUAUAUUAUCGGAGUGGUAAAUUUAGAAACAUGGGUGUGCUCUAGCCGUAAUGUUAUGCUUAGAAGUGUUUUUGACAUUUCUUCACAGUAGUAAAUCUCUUUAUUUA